Molecule: messenger RNA, 999 nt
Organism: Gopherus flavomarginatus (Mexican gopher tortoise)
Lineage: Eukaryota; Metazoa; Chordata; Testudines; Testudinidae
Product: olfactory receptor 2AP1-like
Exons: 1
Coding region: 28-999 (323 amino acids)
Biological process (GO): G protein-coupled receptor signaling pathway
Cellular component (GO): membrane
Molecular function (GO): G protein-coupled receptor activity; olfactory receptor activity
Source: RefSeq, a predicted model, not a curated record
UUGCUUUCUUCUUCCUAGACUCAAGCCAUGGCAGACAGAAACCGGAGAAACGAAACAGCUGUCACAGAAUUUAUCCUCCUGGGAUUUGGGGAUCUCCCUAACCUGCAAAUUCUUCUCUUCCUGAUGUUCCUAGUGAUCUACAUGGCAACCGUGGCCGGGAACAUGCUCAUCACUGCACUAAUUGUGGCUGAUCAGCACCUUCACACCCCUAUGUAUUUCUUCCUGGGGAACUUGUCCUGCUUGGAGACCUGCUACACUUCCACCAUCCUGCCCAGGGUGCUGGUCAGUCUCCUGACUGGGGACAAAACCAUCUCAUUCAAUGGCUGUUUCUCACAACUGUAUUUCUUUUCUGCUCUGGUAGGUACAGAAUGCUAUCUCCUAGCAGCGAUGUCUUAUGAUAGGUAUUUAGCGAUAUGUAAACCCCUGCACUAUUCAACUGUUAUGAAUAGUAGGUUUUGCCUCCAGUUGGCUGCUGGGUCAUGGUUAAAUGCUUGUUUGGCUAUUACAAUCUUUGUCUUAUUCCUAUCACAGUUAACAUUCUGUGGCCAAAAUGAAAUUGACCAUUUCUAUUGUGAUCCCGUCCCACUGAUGGAACUGUCCUGCAGUGACACACACCUGAGCAUAUUGAUGGAUUUCAUACUAGCCUGUGUAUUCACCUUGCCUCCAUUCCUACUAACCCUGACGUCCUACGUGUUUAUCCUUGUGAACAUCCUGGGAAUCCUUUCCACCACCGGGAGACAAAAGGCCUUUUCCACCUGCUCCUCUCACCUCACUGUGGUGACAAUAUUCUAUGGAACUAUGAUGAUUUUCUACAUGCUACCGAAACAUGAUACCCUCAGAGAUCUGAAGAAAGUGCUCUCUCUUUGCUUCACGGUCCUAACUCCCCUGGUAAAUUCCCUCAUCUACAGCCUGAGAAACAGAGAGGUCAAGGAAGCCUUAAGCAAAGCAGUCAGUAAAUGUGGCUUUCACAAAAAACAUGCAGAGAUUCUGAGACAAUAA